This is a messenger RNA of Ilex paraguariensis (yerba mate), 2967 nucleotides long. NCBI's taxonomy places the organism in Eukaryota, Viridiplantae, Streptophyta, Magnoliopsida, Aquifoliales, Aquifoliaceae. The record is from the annotation of a GenBank genome assembly.
CUUUUUUGAAACUUUUUGGCCUUAACUACAAGAAAUUUUCACGAGCUUUGGCUGAAAAAGCUAGGGUUUUGUCACAGGAAAGGUCAAUUGCUCAAGAUUAGCUCAAGGUUCUCUGUCGGAAAUCCAUUAAAGAUCCUCUCUCCUCUCUUUUCUUUCUCAUUUCCGCCUUUCUUUUGGAGCUUCGAAGACCGAAGAUGUGUCGGUACUUCUACUAUCUCACAUCCUCUCAGCUCUGAUCAAAAUUAUGGAACAUACACAAAUAUCUGUGUGUUUAAUUUGAUGUUUCGAGUGUUGGUAUUUGAGAUUGAACUUUUGAAGGGACCAGAGAUAUAGAUAAAGAAGGAAAAAUUGUCAUUAUUGGCGUCAAAAAGCGGAAUUGUUUAAUUUAUGGAGUUUGCUUUUUCGGAGACGUACAUGUGAAGCAAUUUAGAGUUUUUCAUCAUCUCCCAACUGUUCAGUUCAUCAAAUGCGUGCUUUUACCGAGUGGACAUGGAAGUUUCUGGGUCGUCUCGUUCUUGUUCGGGCAAUUGCUUACUCAUAACCUGUAAAUUGGUCUUUUGGGAUUCUACUGUUUGAGUUGAAGUUAGUCUUAUAUUAACAAAUUUUUUGCACCAGAACUCCACAAUGGGUACUUUCGAUGCUUUAACAUCACACCUCUGGAGAUGUAAUCGUAUUCAGAGUCGAAUGGAUGGAUAUAGCUAGCAGGGGUUUAACUGUUGUAGCUUAUAUAAUUGCAGUUAGAGUGGGUUGUUUGAGAGUAGUAACUAUUGAGGUUUUUCAGUCAUGGGGGAUAUUGGGUUGUUUAAACAAGGGUGGAAAUGGUUGCAAUCUGAAAAGCAUUCUUACUUGGUUGUGCGAACUGCGGUGAGCAGUUUCAUGGAAAAAAUUGGGAUCUUUAUAGAGCGUCACUGGCCAAUGGUGUCCUGUGGGUGUGCGAGAUUAGGAAGGGUUCUGCUCUUCUUGUUGAUUCAUUGGAGGGAUAGUGUUAUUCGGGGCGCUCAGUCAUUUGUUGGGCUAGGUUCAGCAGCACUGCUUUUUAUAAUGUGGAGCUUCUUUCUUAGUAUGACAUCAAUGUCUUGCCUAAUUUACGUACUUCUUAGUAUGGGAGCUGCUGGCGCUGCAGUUCAGUACUUGGGUUACACUCCUGGAUUUUUUAUUGUGGGGCUGUUUGCCAUUUUAAUUUUAUGGAUGUAUGCUAACUUUUGGAUAACUGGUACAUUGUUCAUAGUUGGAGGCUAUCUGUUUUCCUUGAAUCAUGCUCGGUUUGUGGUAUUGAUGGCAACCCUAUAUGCUGUCUACUGUGUGAAAGUUCGAGUUGGAUGGCUUGGACUUCUUCUCUCGAUAAACCUAGCAUUCAUCUCAAAUGACUUAUUAAACUACUUGCUCCAGCGGUGUGACAGUUUGAGUGAAAACACACAUGUUGAAGAGCACAAAGAAUCAGAGUCAUUGACAGAAGAUGACUUCUCCAGAGAGAGUGAAUAUUAUGUUCCUACUAAUGAGGCUGAAAAGUUGCACUCUUGCAAAUCAUCCAGCAAAAUAACUACUAAUUCGUCUCGUGUCAGCAAGCCAAAAGAAUCAGCUGUCUAUCAGGUGGUAAGAGAAGAUGCAAAUUCAAUGAAUGAGAUGAAGCGGAUUUUAAACAGUAUGGAUCAUUAUCAGGCGCUGGGAUUUCCUCGCCAUAAUAAACUUGAUGCUUCGUUGGUGAAGAAAGAAUAUCGGAAAAAGGCCAUGCUUGUGCACCCUGAUAAAAAUAUGGGAAAUCCACUGGCAAGUGAAUCAUUCAAAAAACUUCAAUGUGCAUAUGAGGUUCUGUCUGAUUUUACAAAGAAGAGGGACUAUGAUGAGCAAUUGAGAAAGGAAGAACAUAAGCGCGUCUCACAAAAGUCACAUGCUACUUCACAGCAGGAUAGCCCUGAUUAUUGUUCAGAAGAGUCAAGACGUAUACAGUGCACGAAAUGUGGCAAUUCACACAUUUGGGUUUGCACCAAUAGGACUAAGAUGAAGGCAAGAUGGUGUCAGGAUUGUUGUCAAUAUCAUCAAGCCAAGGAUGGUGAUGGAUGGGUUGAAUACAGGGGGUCACUGGUAUUUGAUCAACCCCAAAAGGUGGAAAUACCACGAGCUUUUGUUUGUGCGGAGAGCAAGAUCUUUGAUGUGUCAGAAUGGGCCAUAUGUCAGGGAAUGGCUUGUAGGCCCAAUACCCAUCGGCCCAGCUUUCACGUAAACAUGGUUGGAUUGGAGAAAACUCAGAGAUCCAACUCAAGCAGGUACCCAUGGGAUUUGGAUGCUGAAAUGAUGGAUGAAGAGGAAGAUUUUGAGCAAUGGCUUCAGCAAGCUCUAGCCUCUGGCCUCUUUUGUGAGACCUCCAAGCGCAGAAAGACUUGGAGUCCCUUCAAGUUGCAUCAGAAGAAAGGAAAGAAACAAUGGCGAAGAUCACCUUAAACGACGCGAUCAAGUGGGGUAGCAAUUGCCUCCAUCACACUUACAACACCAGAACCACAAACACACGGAAAGGUAAACAAGAAAAGACGGAUCAUAAUUUGGCAGUUCUCAAUGUCAUGUCCAGAGGCGCCUGAUCUCAUCAAAGGAGGUGAGAUGACAUUGGAUGUGGUGGUUUGGCAUGUUUUCCUCGAUGCUCGUGUGUAAAUAAGUUUUAGACUUCUCUUGUAGCAUUUCAUCUAUUGUAAAAUUGGGCGGGGGAAACAAAACUGAGUGAAUGGUGCCCAUGAACAUCGAUGAUACGAUUACCAUUUUGGCUCCAGGGGUGACUUCGGCAAUACUGGAUUACCAUUACAAGUCCUAAUCUAUUCACGUUUGGACACCGAGUUAUCGGCAUGCAGCAUAUAAUUUGUUCUCCAGAGGAAACGUUUUUUCAUAUGUGGUCAAAUAAUCACUUAUUGAUUUCUUGUUGCUCUAUUAGAGUUUGAUGUAUCUUUUGAAAUGCAAAAUAAAAAGUAACUGACGUUUUCC